CAGCUCAUCGCUUCUGAGAAACUUCACCAUCCUCAGAGGUGUGGAGAAAAGAUGGGGACAAGUGCCAUGGAGAUCAAGUGGCUUUUGAUGUGGCUCUUGUUUGGAUUCGUCAAGGGGAGCAGGCCAGGCGUAUGCCCACGUGUUCCACCGAGUGAAUUUGCUGAUGUUACUGCCGACGUGUAUCCACUACAGACCAAACUGUACUAUACCUGUGACCCUGGCUAUGGCAGAGAGGCUAGUGUAUACCUAGGAAUUGAGUGUAAGAGUCAACAGCAGGGUGCUGUUUGGGAACACCAACCAUUUAAAUGCAUUGAUAUGAAAAAUUUAUCAGCAAUGGCUUUCAAGACAGAGUUAGAACUUACACAGAAGCCAGAAAUAGAACCAAUGAGCCCUGCACCCCAGAAGCAAGAAGACCUUUCAGAGUCCACACCAAAAAAUUUCUGUGGUCCUCCCAAGACUAUUCCACAUGCCUCCAUAAGGCUGCCCCAGCAGCAUUACGUGGGACAAGUCUUACAUUUCAAAUGCCAGACAGGUUAUGAUAAGAGACCCCCCACCUCUGGCAGCAGGACGUGCAAGGAAGUGGAUGGCAAAACCUUCUGGACCCACCUUGAUCUGAGAUGCACCAAUGACACCAACCAGUGGCCACCACAGACCAUUGGGCCAGGUUUGAAUCUUCUGUCCUCUUUCCCUUCCUCAUCAGGGACACUGCCAGUGACAGGUUUUACAGCUAUCUGGUUUGUUCUGCUUAUCAUUCCCACUGCCUUUGUGUGACUCAGCAAGCAGCCAAAAAGGGAAGACUUCUCAGGGAAUUGUGGCAUUCAGAUGCAGACUUGUGAAAUUAAUGACUUGCCACAGAAGAAACCAGAUUGUAGCAGAGACCCCAAGACCAGCAGUGGCAAACAAGGAGGAAGCCUGGACACUCAAAUCCAAUGUGUAAAGGUGGCAGAAGAUGUUACAGCUCAGCUCUUAUGGGGACAGCAUGACUUUCCACCUACAGAGUGUUGGUAGGAGGACUGCACCCCAUCACUGACUGCUGGGGAAAGAGCCCUGCCUGAAACUGCUUCCCAAACCCACUUCUCCUCCUCCUACGACACAGCAGAUGUAUUUCUAAUAUAACUGCAGCCCCUCCCAAGCCACCAGGAGUACAUAUGGACCAUUCUCCCUAGCAUUAAUUGAUGCCACUGUCAUUUCAGCCCACACACCAUCCUCCCCACAAACAGAGCAGCUUUGCUGGACACCUGAUGUCCCCCUGCCUCUUCCCCACCCAGGUGGGCCAGGCGCAGGCACACCUUUCUCCUCAAAUUGUUCCCCUUGGAAAUUAAACCCCUUCACCCCCUGCACUGCAGUUGAA
Molecule: messenger RNA, 1351 nt
Organism: Onychostruthus taczanowskii (white-rumped snowfinch)
Lineage: Eukaryota; Metazoa; Chordata; Aves; Passeriformes; Passeridae
Product: interleukin-2 receptor subunit alpha-like
Exons: 7
Coding region: 52-771 (239 amino acids)
Biological process (GO): inflammatory response
Molecular function (GO): interleukin-2 receptor activity; interleukin-2 binding
Source: RefSeq, a predicted model, not a curated record